Marchantia polymorpha subsp. ruderalis is the source of this 850-nucleotide messenger RNA. NCBI's taxonomy places the organism in Eukaryota, Viridiplantae, Streptophyta, Marchantiopsida, Marchantiales, Marchantiaceae. The record is from the annotation of a GenBank genome assembly.
AGGCUCAGCAGCAUUGAAUCUGCACAUUGGCGACGAUGGCGACGGUCCGGCCGAAAUUCGUGAGCGAGCGCGCCGUGCAAAGGUCUCAUUUAGAGGCGAUGGCACAGAAGUCCGAAUCGACGAGUUGUGAAACGAUCACGUGGUUGGGGGGACUCUUUCGCCCACUAGGGGUCGGAGAAAUUCCGUGCUAGUUGCGGUGUCGGUGAUUGGUGUAGGGUUGCAAUUGUGAUUGGGUUAUUGUGACAGGAUGACUGAAAAGGAUGACGAAGGUAAUGAAGAAAGUUCAGUUUCCACAGAACUUGAGGAAGAAGUUCUGGAGGACGAAGAAGAUGAAGAUGUAGACGAUCCAGAAGAGGCGGCGAGGCUUGAAAAACUUGAAAUCCAACUCGAGGAGGAUUCCGAUUUACUGGAAGAAGCUAAGGAUGAUAGGCCAUUAGAAAAUAGUGAUUUUGAGUCUGACGAAGCCAAAGCCGACGACGAAGACUGCCCUUUCUGCGAUUACAUGAAAUUAGGUCCUUGCGGAAAGAGUUUUAAUGCUUGGGAAAAAUGUACAGAAGCGGCAGAAAAAGACGGUAGAAAUGUAUUCCAGGAUUGCAGUCUCGUGACUGGAAUUUUGACGGCAUGCAUGAGGAACAACGUGAGCUAUUACGGUCCUGUAUUGGAAGCGCAAAAAGUUGUGGAAGGCUCUUCAGAUCAAGCAGACGUAACCACUGUUCUUGAACGUAAUGUGGAAAAGAAAGUCGCGAGCAAGGGUGAAAAGUGAAAAUUGAAGACCAGGAAGAAUAAAUCUGACCGCACGAACGACUGACAUCACGGCCAUUCACACACUUCAAAUAGUACCGCGGUGUGG